CAAAACAAGACAGAGAGAAAAGAAAAGAGAAUCCCCAAAGAAGAGAGGAAGAAAAAGGUUGAUGGCGACGUCGAAGCUUAAAGCUCUGUGGAAUCAUCCGGCGGGACCUAAGACAAUUCAUUUCUGGGCUCCAACAUUCAAAUGGGGAAUAAGCAUUGCUAACAUUGCAGAUUUUCAGAAACCUCCAGAAAACAUUUCGUACCUUCAGCAAAUUGCUGUGACAUGUACUGGAAUGAUAUGGUGUCGUUGCAGCACUGUUAUUACUCCUAAAAACUGGAACUUGUUUAGUGUUAAUGUUGCUAUGGCAGCCACUGGGAUAUACCAACUCACCCGUAAAAUAAAGUAUGAUUAUGGAUCCAAAGCCGAGACUGCUACUGAAAAUGUAUGAUGAUGAUGAUGAUGAUGAUGAUGAUGAUGAUGAUGAUGAUGAUGAUGAUGAUGAUGAUGAUGAUGAAAAGUUGUUCGUAAAUCUUGUAACUUAGACAUCUCUUUUGUAUCAUUAAUAUAUGCGCCAUUGUUUGAUGUAUUUUGUUAGAUAGUGAAUGUUAAAAGAGCGAUACUACAUGCUUUACAUUCACAAGGUUAUCAAUGAUAAAUCAAAUUAAUCAUGAGGUUUAUCCA
Molecule: messenger RNA, 621 nt
Organism: Capsella rubella
Lineage: Eukaryota; Viridiplantae; Streptophyta; Magnoliopsida; Brassicales; Brassicaceae
Product: mitochondrial pyruvate carrier 2
Exons: 5
Coding region: 62-388 (108 amino acids)
Biological process (GO): pyruvate import into mitochondria
Cellular component (GO): mitochondrial inner membrane
Source: RefSeq, a predicted model, not a curated record